This is a messenger RNA of Periconia digitata, 1261 nucleotides long. The record is from the annotation of a GenBank genome assembly. NCBI's taxonomy places the organism in Eukaryota, Fungi, Ascomycota, Dothideomycetes, Pleosporales, Periconiaceae.
ACAGAAAACAAUGAAUCGGCUUCCCAACCUCAUGAGCAAGAUUCAAGGUGUUGAUGUGGCGCAGCUUCCACAAGAUCAAGGCGCCCAAGCAGAGCUAUUACGGCUGACCAGAGAAGUGACAACGAUCUUGGAGGGGCCGGUCAAUCGAGCCACAGAUCUCGUGUUCAAGCCCUAUACCACUGUUGCAGCUCGCAUAGCUGUUGAUCUUGAUCUGUUCAACCAUAUUUGUGCUGCUUCAGGAGAUGUUACAUCCAAACAGCUUGCAAAUCUAACCCGGGGAGAUGAGCUUCUUAUUUCACGUAUACUCCGUCUCCUAGCGGCUACUGGCUUCGUAGAUAACACUGGAGAAGAUGAAUGGAAGUCCAAUGAGACCACCCAAGCAAUGGCGAUGCCAGCCAUUGAGGCUGGCCACAGAUUUGUUUUUGAUGUUCUUGUAUCAUCGGCGAUGAAGGCCCCAAAGUAUCUCAGCGAAACCAAGUAUCAAGUGCCAACGGAGCCGACAGACACAUUCGUGCAGUAUGCAUUCCAAACACGAUUGCCUUUUUUCCAGUAUCUCCAGUCAAUGCCGUCGCUCAUGCAUGACUUCAAUCUCUUCAUGGGCAACACGAUGGGGAAUCGCCAGUAUUGGCAUGACUGGUAUGAUGUGCGAAAGCUUCUACUGACCGGGUUUGAUCGAUCUCAUAACUCAGUGCUACUCGUCGAUGUCGGUAGUGGUAAAGGUCACGAUAUGCUGGCCUUUCAUCAGGCCUUUGCUGAUUCUGCAACCGAGGUUUCGUUCCGCCUGGUCUUGCAGGACUUACCACCUGUCUUGGAAUCGGUCAGCGAACAUGAAUUACCGGCGGGCUUCGAGAAGAUGCCCCAUGACUUCUUUACCGAGCAGCCUGUGAAAGCGGCCCGUGGCUAUUUUCUGCAUCAUAUCCUCCACGAUUGGUCUGACCAAUACUGCAUCAAGAUCUUGCGAUGCCUCCGGAAAGCGAUGCUGCCUGGUUACUCUAAGCUUCUCAUUCAUGAGCUUAUUCUCCCAAAUUCUGGAGCCGAGGAGAUACAAGCGAGGUUUGAUCUUGUGAUGAUGACUUUGAGCGGGGGUAUGGAAAGGUCUAGAACCCAAUGGGUGAGGCUUCUUGAAGAGGCUGGCUUUUGCAACAUCACACUCUACGAGCAUUUGGAUCAUGACGGCAUAAUUGAGGCCGAGGUACCAAAUCAUUAGGUCGAAGAUAGAUCCUAGAUAUUCAUGUUUGCUCCGAUUACUUGAGUAUUGACC